AUGAAGGUCGUGGGUGGAUUGGCUCUCGUGGCCAGUGUGUCGCUCGCCCAGGCGCUGUCGACCGUAUCCUUGACGGCAGCAGAGAGCACCGUUACUUCUUCUUCCUUGUUUUCAUAUGAGUCAUUGCAGUUGACCGCAAGUGCACUCCAAGAUGUCUCUCAGACCUUGCAGAACCAGACCGUUGCUAGCUAUUUCAACUUUGCGAAUACCACCAACUCGAGCACUGUGGUGUCUAAGCGAAGUGUCAAGCACAGCUGCAAGCCUCUACCUGGUGAUCUGCUGUGGCCUGCGAAGCUUAUUUGGGAGGUCUUUGAUCUGCUUCUCGGUGGCAGCCUGAUCAAGACUGUUCCUCUGGCCGCCUACUGCUACCCAGAUUGGCCCGAAUACGAUGCCACCAUGUGUGCGAGCAUCACAGCGGAUUGGCUUGAAUCAAACUUGCAUAUGAGUGACCCUACAUCCAUCAUGUUGCCUUUGUACGAAGGUCGCACCUGUAUGCCCUCGCCGUACAACUACACCGGCACCUGCGAGCAAGGUGCCUACCCUGCGUACGCUGUGAACGUCUCCACUGUGGCUCAGAUCCAGCUGGCUGUCAACUACGCCCGCAACCUCAACUUGCGCUUGGUUGUCAAGAACACUGGCCAUGACUUUAAUGGUAAGGCCUCUGGCAAGGGGGCCCUUACCAUCUGGACUCACUACCUCAAGGACAAGGAGUAUCUCCCUACCUACAGGGCCGCCAAUGGAUAUGUUGGUCCUGCCAUUAAGUUUGGCUCCGGUGUCCAAGUCUGGGAGGCUUAUGAGUUUGCCAAGUCUGUCGGCCACUCGGUUGUCGGUGGAGAGGCUGUUACCGUCGGUCUGGGUGGUGGCUAUACUGCUGGUGGUGGUCACUCUCCCCUGUCCAGUUUAUACGGAAUGGCAGCCGAUCAGGUUCUUUCAAUGCAAGUUGUUCUUGCAGAUGGUCGUUUCAUCACUGCCAGCUCCACCGAGAAUUCAGAUGUCUUCUGGAUGCUCCGUGGUGGAGGUGGUAGUACCAUCGGUGUCGUUACCUCUUUGGUUGUUAAGGCCUUGCCCAAGCUGGAGACCACCACGGUGACCUUCAACUUUACCGUUGCUGAUACCCCUGGCCCAGAUGCUUUCUGGGCUGCGGUUGGCUCAUACCUUGAUAACUUUGAAGCCUUUGUUGAUGCUGGUACCUACGGCUACUACUACAUCGGUGGUGACUCGGCUGAGAUUGGAACUGCCUACGCAGGAGAUACUGACUAUUACUUCCGCAUGGAGUCCUUCGUUGCACCCAAUAUGAGCGUUGCCGAGACUAAGGCUCUCAUUGCUCCCUGGUUCGAUGUUCUUGACAGCCUGAACGUCACCUACACUCCGUGGUACAACAAUGCCGACAACUUCCACGAUGCUUGGGUGGAAGCUUUCCCCCAAGAAUAUGUCGGAACCGAUAUCGUCAAGACCGCUUCCCGUCUGCUCCCCCGUAGCGUCUUCCAAAGCGAUGAUCUCCGCAACCAGACCUGGGCUGCCUACAAGGACGCCGUGGAUCAGGGUCUCUUCCUUGCCGGCUUCCACAUCAGUGGCACCGGUAUUGCCGUCGAACCACCAAAGGACAACGCAGUGCUGCCCGCAUGGCGCGACGCCAUGACUCACAUCAUUGUGGGCUCUGAGUGGAACUUCACCAGCUCCUGGGAUGUGAUUGAGAGCUCCUCGCUCUUUGUGACCGAGUGGAUGGAUGUGCUCCGCGAUAUCGCUCCCGACUCCGGCGCCUACAUGAGCGAGGCCGAUCUUCUCGAGCCUAACUUGCAGGAAGCCUUCUACGGCACCAACUACCCGCGUCUCUAUGCACUGAAGCAGAAGUAUGACCCCACUGGUCUUUUCUUUGCGCUUACUGCCGUCGGUGCGGAGGACUGGGAGGUUCAGACUACUGAUCCGCUUCCCUAUUCGUGGAACAACAACGGACGGUUGUGCCCCAAGUCAUCCUAA
Penicillium verhagenii is the source of this 1977-nucleotide messenger RNA. RefSeq names its product FAD-binding oxidoreductase. The coding region runs from base 1 to 1977 and encodes 658 amino acids. Lineage: Eukaryota; Fungi; Ascomycota; Eurotiomycetes; Eurotiales; Aspergillaceae. Gene Ontology annotation, molecular function: oxidoreductase activity; FAD binding. The transcript is spliced from 4 exons. The record is from RefSeq and is a predicted model, not a curated record.